Molecule: messenger RNA, 2599 nt
Organism: Salmo salar (Atlantic salmon)
Lineage: Eukaryota; Metazoa; Chordata; Actinopteri; Salmoniformes; Salmonidae
Biological process (GO): regulation of DNA-templated transcription
Molecular function (GO): RNA polymerase II cis-regulatory region sequence-specific DNA binding; DNA-binding transcription factor activity, RNA polymerase II-specific
Source: RefSeq, a predicted model, not a curated record
CCGAAAAGCAUCAACAGGAAGUUCUUUGUUACCAUCCUCUAUCGAGUUUUCAAACCAAAAUAAAAAAAUGUACAAAUUCUGAUGUAAAAUGUGUCUCCAUGAGACAUUUGUUUGUCACAACUUAAAUCCAGUUUUGAUAUUUAAAAGGACGUUUGAUUGCGCUGUUCUAGCUUUUCUUUAUCUGAACGCCGUGACAAAGAAAGUAACUCUAGCGUACACAUUUACUUUAUUUUUUAUUUGAAUAAAGAAUCGCUUCCAAGAUGGAUCGGGACAGAGCUAUCCCGUCCCCCUCCAACCUGCCGGAGUCCCCUGGUCACAACUCUCCUGGUAGCGCCUUACUGCUGGGUCUGAAGAGGGUGUCUGUGAGGCUGGUCGACUGCAGGAAAACACCAGGGCAGAGUGGAACUGUGAGAAAAGGACACGAGGAGGAGGGAGAUUUGAUUUCAUCAAGGGACACCCCUAACCGUCGUUCUCUCAGUGGGAGGGGCUUAUCAUUUGGGGAGCUUCAACCACAUCAUGUUGCUGACAAGACAGAGAAGAGUCUCUCCAGAUCAGAACACCCCAAGAAACACCAGCAGAGACGUAUAGGAAAGAAACCUCACCACUGCUGCUCUGAGUGUGGGAAGAGUUUCACAAGCCAGAGUGGCUUCAUUAUUCACACGGCAGAGAAACCGUACUGCUACUCACAGUGUGGAAAGUGUUUCGCUGCUUCUAACACCUUCAAAUCUCAUCUGAGAAUUCAUAAAGGGGAGAGGCCUUACCCCUGCCUUGAUUGUGGGAAAAGAUUUUCUUAUUUGGGAGCCCUAAACAUACACCUGCGAACACACACAGGAGAGAAGCCUUAUAGCUGUGAUCAGUGUGGAAAGAGCUUCAGUCAAUCUGGGACCUUAAAUUCACACCAGCGAACACAUACUGGAGAGAAACCUUAUAGCUGUGAUCGGUGUGGGAAGAGAUUUGCUCAGUCAAGAGAGCUGAAUAGACACCAGCGAACGCACACAGGAGAGAAGCCUUAUAGCUGUGAUCAGUGUGGGAAGAGCUUUGCUCUAUCAAAAGCCCUAACUAUACACCAGCGUAUACACACUGGAGUGAAGCCUUAUAGCUGUGGUCAGUGUGGGAAAAGCUUCAAUCAGUCAGGCAACCUGACAACACACAAGCUAACACACACUGGAGUGAAGCCUUAUAGCUGUGAUCAGUGUGGGAUGAGCUUUGCUCGAGCUUCCACCCUGAAUAGACACCAGCUAACACACACUGGAGAGAAACCUUAUAGCUGUGAUCAGUGUGGGAAGAGCUUUGCUCUAUCAGAUAAACGAACUAUACACCUGAGAACACACACUGGAGAGAAGCCUUAUUGCUGUUAUCAGUGUGGAAAGAGCUUUGCUGUAGCUUCCACCCUGAUUAGACACUAUCGAAAACACACUGGAGAGAAGCCUUAUAGCUGUGAUCAGUGUGGGAAAAGCUUUGCUGUAGCUUCCACCCUGAAUACACACCAGCGAACACACACUGGGGAGAAGCCUUAUAGCUGUGAUCAGUGUGGGAAAAGCUUUGCUGUAGCUUCCAACCUGAUUAGACACCACCGAACACACACUGCAGAGAAACAUUAGAUAGAUAUGCAGUACAGGUAAGCCCUGUUGAUAGCUGCGAACAAGCUAUUUUGGGUGUGUCAAAGAUCAGUGGUUGGUUAGCUAGGGGCUUUUAAAAAUGUACGUUAGCUAGAAAGCCACUGACUGUAACGUUAGUUGUGUGCAACGCACUUUACCUUCCUUACAGGUAAAAAGAAACCCAGCAUAGGACAGCAUAGUGACUGACAUUUCAUUAUUGACAAGUCCUUUGUGAGCUAACCAGCUAUAUAACGUUAACUCGCCGUUCGUGUAGUCAGACUUGCUAACUUUAGCCCAGCACUAGGGCAAGAGUAGUUAGUUAGCAUGUCACCACGUAAAAAGUCUGACUACACAAAUGUUGAGCUAAUGUUAACUAACAUAGCUAGCUAGCUAAACAUUAGCUAAAUAUCCCUGCCCUGGUGGGCUAGCUAACAUGUCACCACUUGGAAAAGUGUGAUUACACAAACAGUGAGCUAACAUUAACUAGUUGGCUAACUAGCUCACAAAGGACUUGUGGACUCAAUGUUUUUCCAAUACAAACUACAAAAACGGUUUUGUUCCAGAGUGCUUCUGUUGUACAUGAUUAGUCAAAUGACCUGUGAAGUCAGUUAGACACGUCAGCAGGGAUGGAAAUUAAGCUAUCCCAACGCUAGUACUUUUCAGAUUGGGCUAGCCCGACACAGCAGUGAAAUGUUGCCUUUACAAACAACGAAUGCCACAGAUUUAGGUCCCAUAUGUUACCCAGGCUAGUAGAAAUUGCGGUCUGCAGGCCAGUGACCAAAAUCCUUAAGUUCCAUUCCUGCAUGUCAGUUCCUUUCAGACGAUCCCCUUACAACUGUUGGUCAGUCUCAGUGACCUUGUGGCUGAGGGUUUUAACUUUCCUCUUGAGAAUUAGAAUCAGAAGUACAGUCAUAUAGCUCAUUGCAAGACUUCACCUCUUCAGGCAAAUAGUACUCUAGACUGUCCUGAUCAUCUGCUCUGAAUAAAAAUAUAAAACGCAA